CUUUUUUUUCUGAAGCUGGUUUCAUUUUUUGUGUCUUUCCUACACCCGACAACUCCAUAGAUUUUUUUUUGUUCACGAUCAAGAACAACAUCAACAACAACCAUAUAUACAACAGGUUAAUUUUAACAAGGACUUGAAUAACAAUAUCACAUAAUGUCAUCCAGUGUCCCUUAUGAUCCAUACAUUCCUUCUGAGAGUACCACACAAACACAGGGGAACUCGAAGACCGCUGCUCUUCAAUCUGAAAUCGAUGAUACUGUCGGUAUCAUGAGAGACAACAUCAACAAGGUGAUGGAGCGUGGUGAGAGACUCGAUUCGAUCGAGGACAAGGCUGAUAACUUGGCUGUUAGUGCCCAAGGUUUCAGAAGAGGUGCAAACAGGGUAAGAAAACAAAUGUGGAUGAAAGAUAUGAAGAUGAGAUUCUGUCUCGUGCUCGUUGUCAUUAUCUUAUUGAUUGUCAUCAUCGUUCCAAUCGUUGUACACUUCACCUGAGUUGAGUUCUCUCUUCAGGGUGUGUAUUGAUGUGACUCUUUGUUUACUCUAGCUUUAUGGUUUGAAUACUUUAUAUACGUCGUACAUGUUUUUUGUGUUUUAAUUAUGAGUACGUGUAUGAGUGUUUACCCAUGCCUUGAAGGUUGUACC
Messenger RNA from Williopsis jadinii, 642 nucleotides. RefSeq names its product synaptobrevin. Gene Ontology annotation, molecular function: syntaxin binding; SNAP receptor activity. Gene Ontology annotation, cellular component: SNARE complex; plasma membrane. Lineage: Eukaryota; Fungi; Ascomycota; Saccharomycetes; Phaffomycetales; Wickerhamomycetaceae. Gene Ontology annotation, biological process: vesicle-mediated transport; vesicle fusion. The transcript is spliced from 3 exons. The record is from RefSeq and is a predicted model, not a curated record. The coding region runs from base 154 to 492 and encodes 112 amino acids.